CGGCGGCGGCAGCACCAACGGCAUCCGCGUUGCGCGAAAGGGAUGUGAGCAGCCGGGCUGAGUCAGCAUCCCCGGGUCGGGGCGCGCGCGCAUCCUCCCUGCCAGGCGGCUGGCGACGUGCACACAGGUGCAAGGCCGCCGAGUCUGCUGGGAGACCCCGGUUCUGGCAGGGACCCGGACGUUCAGUGGAUGAGAAAAGUUGAGGCACACAGCACUGGAGGGACUCACCCGAGGGUUCACAACAUCUACAGGCACACGCUGGCCCAUUUCUGCAGCCAUAGCUCAUCCGAAGAUAUUUGCCACCUGCAUGAAACCUUACAGAAACAUGAAGCCCUCCACCAUCUGGAACUGAGAAACCCAUUCGAGGCUGACUGCGGCUUCUAGAACAUCCAGGUGUUCUGCAGAUGUGAGAAUUUAUCUUGCUCUCACCAGCUGGAGUCCCAAACAGAAGCAAGACUUGUGCUGUGGCCCUAAUAUCCCUGAGCACAGAGGGGUCAUUUUUUAAGUGGCCAAAAAGCCAUCACUGACAUGGAUGUCUGAUUGCCACACGCGGCUGGUCCCAGUUGCCUCUUGGAACUGCAGGGGGCCAUCCAAAUUCAAGGUUGCAAAUUUCCUGACUCUCGAAUUAGGAUGCCAGGUGGGGGCCUCAUUUCCGCAGCCCCAACAUCCUUAUAGGGACCACCACCACCAGUAUCUCCUUGCACACUCCAUCACUGCUUCCAGAGACUCCCUGCACUGAGAGUGAGCAGAAGGAAGCUCUUGGAAAAAUCUUUAGCUGUGGCCCACAGACAGUCAUUGCCCUCCCCUUCCCACCAUGGGCUGGCUUUUUCUAAAGGUCCUCUUCGUGGGGAUGACUUUCUUGGGAUGCCUUUAUCCUCUUGUGGAUUUUUGCUGCAGUGGGGACACACGAGGCCAGAAGCCGAACUUCGUGAUCAUUCUGGCAGAUGACAUGGGGUGGGGUGACCUGGGAGCCAACUGGGCAGAAACGAAGAACACUGCCAACCUUGAUGAGAUGGCUGCGGAAGGAAUGAGGUUUGUGGAUUUCCACGCAGCUGCCUCCACCUGCUCACCCUCCAGGGCCUCCCUGCUCACCGGACGGCUUGGCCUUCGCAAUGGAGUCACGCACAACUUUGCGGUCACUUCCGUGGGGGGUCUUCCACUCAACGAGACCACCUUGGCCGAGGUGCUGCGGCAAGAUGGCUACAUCACCGGGAUGAUAGGCAAAUGGCACCUUGGGCACCAUGGAUCUUACCACCCCAACUUCCGAGGUUUUGAUUACUACUUUGGAAUCCCAUACAGCCAUGACAUGGGCUGCACUGAUACCCCGGGCUACAACCACCCUUCUUGUCCAGCGUGUCCGCGGGGGGACAGACCGUCAAGGAACCUCGAGAGGGACUGUUACACGGAUGUGGCCCUUCCUCUGUAUGAAAACCUCAACAUUGUGGAGCAGCCGGUGAACCUGACCCGCCUCGCGCAGAAAUAUGCCGAGAAGGCUACCCAGUUCAUUCAUCAUGCGAGUGCCAGCAGAAGGCCCUUCUUUCUGUACGUGGGCCUGGCUCACAUGCACGUACCCUUAUCCGGGACACGGCUCUCCACAGACCCACAGGGCCAAGGGCCGUAUGGUGCAGAUCUCCGAGAGAUGGACAACCUGGUGGGCCAGAUCAAGGACAAAGUUGACCGCACAGCGAAAGAAAACACAUUCCUCUGGUUUACAGGAGACAACGGCCCGUGGGCUCAGAAGUGUGAGCUGGCAGGGAGCGUGGGUCCCUUCACUGGAUCGUGGCAGACGCGUCAAGGGGGAAGCGCAGCCAAGCAGACGACCUGGGAAGGUGGGCACCGCGUCCCCGCCCUGGCUUACUGGCCUGGCACAGUCCCCGCCAAUGUCACCAGCACUGCCUUGUUAAGCGUGCUGGACAUCUUCCCCACUGUGGUAGCCCUGGCCGGGGCCAGCCUUCCCCGAGACCGGCACUUGGACGGUGUGGAUGCCUCUGCUGUGCUCUUUGGCAGGUCUCAGACGGGGCACCGGGUGCUGUUUCACCCCAACAGCGGGGCAGCCGGGGAAUAUGGAGCCCUUCAGACUGUCCGCCUGGGACCACACAAGGCCUUCUACAUCACCGGCGGAGCCAAAGCCUGUGACGGCAAGGUGGGGCCCACGCGGCGUCACGAGCCCCCCCUUAUUUUCAACCUCGAAGACGAUGCCGCAGAAGCGGAGCCUCUAGAACGAGGCAGUGCCGAGUACCAGCGCGUGUUGCCUGAGGUCAGAGAGGCUCUGGCGGGCAUUCUUCUGGACGUUGCUGGUGACAAGACCUCCAGGGCGGAUUACACUCGGGACCCUUCGGUGACUCCCUGCUGCGAUCCCCACCAGAAGGCCUGCCGCUGCCCAGCCACCUGACAGACCCGCGUUCCCACGAGCAGAGGCUUGAGGAAAGUGACGGGGGCAGGCUCACACCCCCCAAGCCUUCACCCUCUUUACACUUAAGCUUUAAGUUUAAGGCUCAGAAUUUUGUUUCAAAGCCAUGGUUUUGCACCUCCCACAGUCCUUUCUGCAUGGGCGGGGUAGGGGGCAGGGACAGCUGUGCUGAGCUGAAGUGGAAAGCACUUGGGGCUUUGGAGUUAGGUCAGGUUCAAGUCCCAGCUUCUAACCCGGCUUGUUCUGAGGACCGAAAGAGGAAUAUAUGCAAAUACCUGCCACGUCACGUGACACAGAAGAGGCACUGAAUGCAUUUUAGUUUCCUUUCUUAUGUACCCAGUUUUGCUGGUCACUUUAGCAUGAAUUCAUCCCAGCUGAGAUCUAGGGCAGCCCUUCUCCAUCUGUAAUAUGCAUACGUGUUACCUGGGACUCCGUGGAGGUGCAGAUUCUGACUCAGUAGUUGCCAGAGAUGCUCCAUUUCCGGGCUCCAUUUCCUGCGGGGGAAAAUGCCCUGAGUAGCAAAAGUGCAGACUAGACAAAGUUAGACGUUUCCAGGUCUCUGAGCAGGAGAGCCCGCGGAUUAAAUACGUAGCGCUACCUGCCUCCCCUUGCCCCCUCUUAGAGAUCAAGUAAUUGUAUUUUGAAGAUUGUAAGCAUUCCUUCUGCUUCCUAAAAACCGGGUAGAAAUAAACAUUUAAAACCU
Molecule: messenger RNA, 3113 nt
Organism: Hyaena hyaena (striped hyena)
Lineage: Eukaryota; Metazoa; Chordata; Mammalia; Carnivora; Hyaenidae
Gene: ARSG
Product: arylsulfatase G
Exons: 13
Coding region: 815-2392 (525 amino acids)
Molecular function (GO): arylsulfatase activity
Source: RefSeq, a predicted model, not a curated record